This is a messenger RNA of Candidozyma haemuli, 1203 nucleotides long. RefSeq lists its product as uncharacterized. Gene Ontology annotation, cellular component: peroxisomal membrane. Gene Ontology annotation, biological process: peroxisome organization. The transcript has a single exon. Lineage: Eukaryota; Fungi; Ascomycota; Pichiomycetes; Serinales; Metschnikowiaceae. The coding region runs from base 1 to 1203 and encodes 400 amino acids. The record is from RefSeq and is a predicted model, not a curated record.
AUGUCUGACGAGGUGGUGUACGCCGUUUUCGAGCCUUCAGAGGCAAAGCUCCUCACGACGACGCUGCAGAGUCAAUUGCUCGUGGAAAACCCCAUUUUGGCCUCGGCUUUACUGAACAUCUUUCCUUAUUUGCUUCUUAUGGAUAACUUGUUGGAGAUUGUGACGUGGACGAACGACGACCCGUACCAGAACUUUCUACUUAUGGUGCUUUAUUCGGUGUUGGUGCUUUACUGGUCGUCGUUGAAGCUUUUGGUGCUUCCGUUGUUGAUGGCGGCGCUGUUUCUGAGUAUCGUGUGGAGAACCAGCACCAUCAUCCAGGACUCGAAGUAUGGGGAAAAGCCAACCAUAGAUGAGGUCUUGCAGACGUUGCAUAAUAUUACGGUCAGGUUUGACUUGUUUUUUAGACCAGCAAAGCAUUUGCGGUUCUCUAGGAAGAACUAUGCCAAAUUCGUGGUUUCGGCAGUUUUGGUUACUCCCAUUCACGCUGCCAUUGCAACGACGUUCUUGCUGCCUACGGUGCUUACGUGGCUUCUCGGGUUGUUCUUUUUGGCCUACCAUUCGCCGUGGGCGUAUACAAUUAGACACCUUCUCUGGAGGUCGCUUUACAUCAGACUAAUUGCUUACUACAUGACCGGCUUGGAUAUCAGGCUUUCACGAGACCAGGCCAAGGAAAAAUCCCACGGCGGUAUUUCUAGAGUUCACUCGCCCAGCGCUACAGAUGUUGAAGAUGAACAAGCCAGUAUUCUUCCAGAUUCAACGAAAAUCACCGAUAACGACUUCACUAUCGUGAAAAAGGUCAUUGCAUCGCCUACACAGCUUCGACAAACCGUCCGGUUCGAUAUUCUCGAGAACGAACGCCGCUGGUUCGGCUUUGGCUGGUCCAAGCUCUUAUUGCCUAAUGAACGGGCCAGCUACUGCUACCAACAGCUGAUGAGGCCGUCGCCAGACCCUCAGGAUGACGAUUUCGAAUUCCCCGUUUGCGAACACGACCUAUACAAUUACCAGUGGCAAUGGAUGGAUGACCGUUGGGAACUCGAUUUGGAGUUUAACAAGUCCAGGUAUAAAACAGGCUGGGUAUACUACGACUCCAAUUGGGACAAUCCAGGCUACCGUGACCAAUCCAGCAAGUACACUCGUACAAGAAAAUGGACCAGAAGAGCUACUUUGUUGAUAGACAAGCGGGAAACCGUCAACGACCACUGA